UAUCUGCACCAUCUGCACUCAACAUUGACUCCACGUGACAAACUCCCGGUGUUCGCGUGUCGCGGGCGAAAACGAGAAGUUUGCGAAUAUAACCUUCUUCGGAGCACGCGGGAAACGACCGGAGGAAAAUGUCGUGGCUAUUUGGAUAUCGCAAUUCGCAGCCGCCGUCGGAUUUUUCACAAUUCGUGCCACCGACAGGCGGUGGCAGCGGUGGCGGUGAUAACGACGGCAGUUCUCCGCCGAAGAAGAUGACCAAGUCACAAAUGGAUGCGUACAUGUUCGACUCAGCCGCGUUGGAACGUGCCGCCAAUGCCGCCAAGGAACUCGAACGAUCCAAGCAUGCCAAAGAAGCCUUGGAACUGUCUAAAAUGCAAGAGUCCACUAGGCAAGUGGAAUUGCAAACCGAGAUGAAAAAAUAUGAAGUCAGUAUCGAACAGAUGAAGGCGGACCAAAAGCGGGUGGAGGGUGAGGAGAGGAGAAAAACCAUACAAGAAGAGACUAAACAACACCAAAUGAGGGCACAGUAUCAGGAUCAGUUAUCUAGGAAGCGUUAUGACGAUCAAUUGAUCCAGCAGCAAAAAAUGAACGAUGAGAAUUUGAGACGACAGGAGGAAUCGGUGGCUAAACAAGAAGCCAUGAGGAAAGCUACAAUAGAGCACGAGAUGGAAUUGAGACACAAGAAUGAGAUGAGGAAACUGGAAGCUGAAUUGAGGGCUAAAGCAAAGAUAGACAGAGAAAAUCAUGAUCUUAAUCUCGAGCAAAUUAAAUUGAAAGCCUCGGAGAAGAGGAUCACUGUUUUAGAAUCUAUAAAAACAGCUGGCUCAGUAUUAGGCUCGGGAGCCAAAGCACUAUUAGGAGAUUGGGACAAGAUCACUGCGGCGGCUGCUGGUUUGUCGCUGUUGGCUUUCGGAGUGUACACUGCCAAGGGUACAACCGGCGUCGCGGCGCGCUACAUAGAGUCUCGCUUGGGUAAACCAUCGUUGGUGCGUGAGACCUCGAGAUUCGCGCUGUUGGAUGCUGCCCGGCAUCCAAUUCAGGCAGUGAAGAGAUUGAAACUCAAACAGACCGACGCGCUCUCCGGCGUUAUACUUGCACCCAAAUUGGAGGAGCGGCUGCGUGACAUCGCGAUAGCUACGAAGAACACGAAGCGCAACCGCGGCAUGUACAGGAACAUAUUGAUGCACGGGCCGCCGGGCACCGGUAAGACCAUGUUUGCGAAGAAACUGGCGCAACACUCAGGAAUGGACUACGCGAUCGUCACGGGCGGCGACAUGGCGCCGCUCCGUAGAGACGGUGUCACUGCCAUUCACAAGAUGUUCGACUGGGCGUUGACGUCCAGGAAAGGACUGAUGCUGUUCAUCGACGAGGCCGACGCGUUCCUGAGGAAGCGGUCGAGCGAACGCAUCUCGGAGGAUCUCAGGGCGACGUUGAACGCUUUCUUGUACCGAACAGGCGAGCAAAGCAACAAGUUCAUGCUGGUGCUCGCGUCGAACACGCCGGAGCAGUUCGACUGGGCGGUGAACGACAGAUUGGACGAGAUGGUAGAAUUUACUCUUCCAGGUCGCGAAGAACGCGAGCGUCUGGUCCGGCUCUACUUUGACAAGUUUGUUCUCCAGCCGGCAAUCGAGGGUAAUAAAAGGCUGAAAGUGGCACAGUUCGAUUACAGUACGCUGUGUAGCAAGAUGGCUGACCUCACGGAAGGGAUGUCCGGCAGAGAACUGGCAAAGUUGGGUGUCACCUGGCAAGCAGCAGCUUACGCCUCAGAGGAUGGUGUACUGACGGAGAACAUGGUCAUGGACAGAUGUGUCGAGGCCAUUAAGCAGCACAAACAAAAGGUACACUGGCGAAGCGAGCAAGAGAAGCAAGAGUCGAAGUCGAUAUAUGCUGCCGAAGAGGAUGUAGUCACUCACUCGACUAUCUCAAAGACUCCGGCGAUAGAGCCAUGUCCGGCGGGCACAGUAGCACCAGCCUAAGAGAUCGUGAGGAUUACGAUUAUUGUUGGUCUUUUCUGAGAUCGGGUUAACGGUGAAGUUAGUACUAAAAGAGGGGAGGGGGAAAGACAAGUACAAAUGCCGCUUGGAAAAGAAUUAUUCUAGCGAUUUUUGUAUUUAUCGCAGCACGUACGAGUAAAGCCAAAUAGUUCAAUUAUAUAA
Molecule: messenger RNA, 2153 nt
Organism: Odontomachus brunneus
Lineage: Eukaryota; Metazoa; Arthropoda; Insecta; Hymenoptera; Formicidae
Gene: bor
Product: ATPase family AAA domain-containing protein 3A homolog
Exons: 4
Coding region: 129-1973 (614 amino acids)
Biological process (GO): mitochondrion organization
Cellular component (GO): mitochondrion
Molecular function (GO): ATP binding; zinc ion binding; ATP hydrolysis activity
Source: RefSeq, a predicted model, not a curated record